Cheilinus undulatus (humphead wrasse) is the source of this 7336-nucleotide messenger RNA. It is a transcript of the gene dnajc5ga, whose product is annotated as DnaJ (Hsp40) homolog, subfamily C, member 5 gamma a. Lineage: Eukaryota; Metazoa; Chordata; Actinopteri; Labriformes; Labridae. The transcript is spliced from 7 exons. The record is from RefSeq and is a predicted model, not a curated record. Bases 179 to 844 code for a protein of 221 amino acids.
GCGAACCCAACCGUUAACCCGAAGAAGCGACCCAGCCGGCGGCUACUGCGGACUGUCGAUCCUGUUCACCAAACUGGUGUCUUUAACGUGAGAUUUACGGCAUUAAACCGGAUGCCUCUAUGAUCCAACUAACCUUACAACGAUAUAUACAGUGUUCAGUUUACGCAAGAGGUGAGCCAUGGCUGAACCGAACCCCUCCCGUCCCCAGAGGAAGAUGUCCACAGCUGGGGAAAGUGUUUACAAGGUGCUAGGGCUGGAGAAAGGAGCCUCAGCUGAGGACAUUAAGAAGGCGUACCGAAAACUAGCGCUGAAGUACCACCCGGAUAAGAACCCGGAUAAUCCAGAGGCAGCAGAGAAGUUUAAGGAGAUCAACAACGCAAACUCUAUUUUGAAUGAUGAGACGAAAAGGAAGAUCUACGAUGAAUAUGGCUCCAUGGGCCUUUAUGUGUCCGAGCAGUUCGGAGAGGAGAGCGUCAAAUAUUACUUCCUCAUGUCAAAAUGGUGGUUCAAGGGCAUGGUUCUGUGCUGCACAUUGUUCACCUGCUGCUGUUGUUGCUGCUGCUGUUGUUUUUGCUGUGGGAAAUGUAAACCACCAGAUGAUGACGAAAAUUACCAGUACGUCGACCCUGAAGACCUGGAGGCCCAAAUCAAAGCAGAGCAGGACGGAGGUUACACAGUAAUCAUAGGCCAGCCUACAUCUAAUCCAGAUCCUGAAAGCCCAAAGGGCCAGAAUCAGCCCAUCCCCCUGCCCAUGCCUAUGCCUCCACCUGAGCCCCAGUUGCCGACCUCAGCCAGUGCAGCGGGGGAAGAAAACCCCGGAGAGACCUUACCGGAGUCGAAAUGACUCGAAGGUGAUGGUGUGGAUGAGCCGCGACUAACAGAAGCAGCCUGUCAUGCUCCUGUUAUGAUCCAGCCACAUUCGACUGCUGCCAGCGACACAGAGAUCAACCAGCCCACAACCACCAGCCACCCUGGGCCAGAACCUCAAUCCUGACCCCUCAUGACCUGACCAUACCUCUGGAUUACACCUGUAAGGUGGGCACUCUGGAGGCUCUUAUUCUCUCUCCAUGGAGCUCAAUGAAUUGAGGGGAAUUCCUGGAGAUAAAUUUAGAAAAUCUGUUUAAAAGCCAUCCUCUCUUCUCCAAGCUUGCCAUGUACUUUAGCCUCGCCUCGCCUCGGCUGGAUGUGAUUUUUCAACAGUUCGCAUGGCAGCGUGCCCAUACUGACCUCAUUAAUCUGUUCCUGUCAUCCAUUACAAACAACGGGGAUGUGACACUUGGCAGGAUGAUGGCAAAAAGAAAAGAUAUGAGGGCGAAAGACAUCAAGGAAAGCUUGUCCUCUGUUUAAACCCGAUCCAGAUGAGGACUGGAACUGUUUCUUCUUUCUGCUUGUCACCAACAGGAGCAUUUUUUCUUUUUUAUGUUUAUCCCUCAAAAAAGAAGAAAAACUAACAACCAGAGAGUGGAAUUGGAUUACGAAAGUAAGAAAAGACGCCAGCAGCACGACUACCUGAGUGUUGUGGACCUUUUUUCCUCCGCUCCCUCCUUCUCAGUGUCUGCUAAACAUCAACCCAUAGACUUUACAUGAGCUCUUGCUGCCAAGUCAUUUGGAGAAGAAUAAUCUGAGAAAUAGCCUUUCAUGGAGGACAAACUGUAGCGUCUCUUAGCAUUUAAACUUGGACAACACUACAUUUAAUACGGACACUAAUGCAAAGAAGAGCGAGCAAAGAUGUGGCAUAUGCAGCAGUAGUGACUUCUUACACAAACAUUGUGACUUUCAAUGUCUGAGCCAAAACCCAGAGCUGUAAAGUCGAGGCUAACCCCCCCUGCAUGCAUUUUUUCCCCAGUAGCAUGCCCCCUUCUGUACAGCACUGCAAUUACACUACAACGUGUGAUAGACCUAAACCUGCCUCACAUAACCUCAGUGACCAAGCAGACUCUGGUUACACACAUUAACAGUAUAUACAGACAGAUUAAACCAGCCCAUAUGUCAUGUGCCACCCUUUGCUAAAGAAAUACCCCCUCGAUUAUCUGUUGACUGAAAGUGAGCAACAGAAGCAUUUAAGUGUUUACUAGAAUAUAUUUUAAUUAAAUCACAUUUUGUUGGUCUAAAUUAUUUGAGUUUCCUUCUUGUGUUGCAGUCAGUGUUUCAGUUAGACCAAAGGCAACAGCUGUAUGUAGCCAGCCAACUUAUAAUCGCUCUAAUCGAGGCGUAAAGCCUCUAAAAAUCCAUUUUCUUGAUCUGAAAGUCACACUUAUAUCAUUGAAGUUUUUCAUAAAAUAUGCAUGGAGUGCUUAAGGAUUUAUCUAUUUGAUGUCUGGUCCUAGAAAAAAAGCUUCAUGCCAGUCCCUUUGUUAGGGCCUGUGUCCACUGGAGAAAGGUCUGGCUGAAGACCGUACAUCUGUGAUCACCACUCUCACAGACCAUUCAUCUGAGACUCUAUAUCACAGAAAGGAAGUCUUUUAGAUUUUUUAUUUUUUUAUAAUUCAACAUUAUUCAGUUCUGGCAGUUACAUUCAUGACAAAGACGUAGAAGACGUACCUGCACCACUUACACAGCUGCUUUGUGGGCUUAACUUUAUCUAUGUUAGCUGUGUUAGCUAUAUAGCACCUUUAUCUAAAGUUAUCUUUAGCAACCUUGAGCUUUAGCAAGUGUAGCUAAUAUGAUAUGCAUAUGAUGUAGAUAUGUAGCUUUCAUAGCUGCUUUGUGAGUUUAGCCUUAGCUAUGUUGGCUGUGUAGCCAUGUUAGCUACGGAGCUCCUUUAUCUGUAGUUAAGUUAUCUUUAGGAAGCUUGAGCUUUAGCAAAUGUAGCUGAAGUUAACUUAGUUAUGCAGAUAACGUAGAUAUGUAGCUUACAUAGCUCCUUUGUGAGCUUUACUUUAGCUAUGUUGGCUAUGUAGUUGGCUGUGUAGCUAUGUACCUGCAUAACCUACACAGCUGCUCUCUGGGCUUAGCUUUAGCUACGUUAUCUAUGUUAGCUGUGUUAGCUGUAGAGCACCUUUAUCUAAAGUUAUCUUUAACAACCUUGAGCUUUAGCAAGUGUAGCUAAUAUGAUAUGCAGAUGAUGUAGAUAUGUAGCUUACAUAGCUGCUUUGUGAGUUUAGCUUUAGCUAUGUUGGCUGUGUAGCCAUGUUAGCCAUAGAGCACCUUUAUCUAUAGCUAAGUUAGCCUUAGCAACCUUUGGCUUUAGAAAAUGUAGUUUAAGUUAACUCAGUUAUACAGAUAGCUUUCAUAGCUGCUUUGUGAGUUAGGCCUUUGGUGCAUCAGCUACAUUUGCUAUGUAGCAUUGUUAUCUACUUAGCUUUGCAGACAAUGAAGCUAUGUAAGCUACACUUGCUGCAUUAGAAUGUUUUCAUGGAGGAUGAGCUUUUAUUUCUGUAAGCAGACUGUUUGCUCUUCUAAAAAGACUUGAAAAUGGGCUUUUCAGAUCACUUUUUUUUUUACUUUUAAUUUUUACUGUUACCUUUUCUCAUACCCUGACCCUAAAUAGAAGUGUAAUCCGAGUUUAUUUAUUUAGUUAUUUUGAAAGUUUAAUCAUGUAUUUCCAUCCUGAGAUGUAUGCCGUCUCAGAUGAACUGUCUGUGAGAGUGGCCUUUAGAGAUGGAUGGUCUGCAGACAGACUGUCUUGGUCCAUUUGGCUGUUUUUGCUGCAAUGCGCAUUUUCAACAAAACACAAAUGCCUAGUUUUUUUCGGACUAAGCUCAGGGUGCUCUCAGUUGAAAGAUGAUUUUUGAACUGUUUUUUUACAGCACUGCAGUCAUCAAUGUUUCUUUUCUCACUGAAUGAUUACAGUCAAGAAAGGAUGGGACUGAUGUUAUCAGUUUUAUAAACAACAAUGGCAGCAGAGAGGCUAAGGCCUUGUACACAUUAGCCCCAUAUUCCCACUUGCUCCAUCUGCUUUUUCUCCGAUGGGGAGUGUGCCCUCAUCCAUUGGGUGCAGCAGAGCAGCUGUAGAUGCAAGAUCACAAGAAUACUAAAAGUUCAUGGAGGCAAAGUAUGUACACAGCAAAUUCAAAAUCAGUGUGAUUUUUUUUUGCAUUGCGUUCCCAGCUAAGCUUGACUUGCCUUUACAAGGAGUGAAUUUCCAGGUCUAGAGCUGCAGCUAAUGCCAGGACAGGAAUUCUUUACAUUUUCUUGUCAUUUUUUUCCUUGAACAAAUGAAAAUACUAAGCAUAUAGUGCUCUUUUAAACACAGAUACAACUGAUGGAAGCAGAAGUCAACAAUUAGCCACUGGUGAGAAGCACUCUUGAUUUGAGGUGACUGGCACCCCAGAUCUAAAAGCACCAUCAAUGGUCACAGGCUCUUAUUCUGCUGUCAUAUUUCUAAUUUUUUGCAUCUCGGUGGCUUGUGUGUCCUUUUCUAAAUGUAAAGUUUGUUCACUUUCAGCCCUCAAAAAUGGCUCCUACCACGCAGUUAACCUCUACUGAAAAUUUCAGGCACUUUCAUUUUAGCUUAAUUCAUUAAAUCUGUCUCUUUUCAUCUUAAAUGUCCUUCUCUUUCUUGAGUUCUAGUUAUUUGAAAAAAAAAAAUAAAAAAUACAAGCUUUGUGAUGUGAUGGUGACAGUGACGUGCCUUGAAAAAUUACUGCAGCAGUGGCAGAGCAGCAAACUCAUGAUGCAACUAUUUAAAGUCUCAAGAUAUGUGAAAGAGUAUUUGUGGAUGUUUUGUUUGACUUAUGAAAAAUAAUUUCAUGCAGAUUCAUGACCAUGACUGGUGAGCAGGAGCUUCAUUCUUAAAAAGUUUUACUCUUCACUUUUACUUGGUGGAAACGUUCAUUGUUUGCGAGGUUUCUUUUGUUUUCUGAUCAUGCUUUCCCAAUGUGCGAAUCUUAGUGAAUCUAGAUCAAGGUUUUUGGUCUCACAGAACCUCAUAGUAACCACCAGGGGUCUUGUUUGAUGAUUUAUUAAGAGGUUCAUACACUUUGGUCUAAAUCAAAACACACAUUUUGCUUUUUAUAACUCCCUCUUUCCUUUCACUGAAGGUUAUAACACUUGUGUUUGACAUUAUUGUGUUGACUCUAGGUCAAGUUAAAGAGCACUGACCUAACAAAGCAGAGCUGUUCAUGGUCAGUGUUGAGCUGAAAGGGCAUAACUUCUUUUAAUUGGUCAAGCUGAGGCUUUGAAUGCACUGUUGAAAACCAAGUAUACAUUUCCUUACGGCUUACAUAACUCUCUAAUGCCUGGAGAUGUAAUGCGGACAAACAUUUACAUGAUCCUUUUUUUUUUUUACAUACAAAAUAUUCAUAACCCUGCACAGUUAAAGUAACUAAACCUGAGUUUCAGCUGAGGUGCAUCCAUGCUGGAAUUUUAUUCACUCCUUCAUGCCAUCACCAUCAGACACAGUUUCCAAAAGAGACACAAUCUCUUUUGGAGAUUUGACUAUUUGCCAUAAUUCCAUAACCAUCAAAGGUAGCUUCACAACAAGCUACCUGAGUGUGAAACGAUGGUAUGUCCUCCUGCAGAACAAGAACCAAUGUUUUUACACUACAGCACCUGUUCUAGUGGCAUUACUUGUCUUAUAGGGCUGUUAGGAUGCUGUUUGCAUGCAUGAUGGCUCUUGCAGGUUGCAGACUCCUGCAUGUCUCUAGGUGUUUUGCCUUUAUCGGAUGGUACAGCUGAAGGGACACGGGAAACAUGGGGGGAGAGAGUGGGAGAAGACAUGCACAAGACCAGGAAUCGGCCCUGUGACCAGUGUGUUGAGGACUAUAGCCUCAGCAUUUGGGCGCCCGCUCUACCAACUGAGCCAUCACCCUGUCAGCUCUCUUAAUAACUUAGUAGGCUGCUUGCCGUGCCGUUAUUUAAAGGGGAAGUUUAAGGGGGUUAAGCCUUUACAAGAGGGUCUUUUUUACAUUAAAAUGGAUCAUUCAUUGUGUUUGGGGUCUUCAACCCCAAUAAGGAAGUUACAAAACGGCUAUUGGGGAUUUAAAUAGCAGAUUUUACUCCCGGAAACCAGAGCUGCUGAAAAAGUGCACUUUUAAUGGUGUUGUCAAGAUCCAUAACUGUAUAGCAUCCCGAGUAGUGACUUGAAAAGAUGAGAACCAUUGCUGUAGAAGACAAAAGCUCACAUUUAUUUAACCUUAGAGUGUCAAUGCAACAUCUUUGACUAGCAUGGCCCGCAGUUACCCAAGGACUCUUGAUGUCACCUGUUAAUUGUAAAAGUCUUUUAUGAGACAGAGGCUUUAAAUUGGGAAAAGAUGGUACGCUUGCAGAAGACACAAGCUUGUAAGUUAUCUUUAUUUUGAGAAAAUCAUGCUUUAUAUGCAGUUUUUGUGGAUAAGAACUACACUACCCACAAUCGUAGAGUGUCACAUACAUGUCUUAUUGGUGGAGCCCACUGUAACCUGUGGAUUUCAAUUAUCGGCUGUUGUUUGGCACCACAUUUGUAACCUGCCUCCAGAUCAGCCAAUAGAAAAAUUCAGUUGCAGUAGCGAGUUUCAACCUGUAGAGGGCAGUCACUAUGCAUAUUUUCUAACAUGUAAUGUAGAAUUUGAAUACUUUGCGCUCAAAUAUUGAUGAACAGAGCUUCUAAAUAGGCAUAUAUGUUUAUUUUCAGCUAAAAAAGGAGGCUUGGGGUUUAGUCACUCUUUAAACAUUGUCAUGAUUUAUAUAGCUUUAUGUUUUUGUAAUCUGUGUCUGCUUGAAGAACUUUCUGCAAACGUUAUGGUCAUCAUUUUAGUCCAACAAAAGCCCAGCCCAUCAUUUCUAGUGUUUAUAAGGACAUUUAUUAUCUGAUUUCUGUUCAUAUCUUCUUAAAAUACAACACUUAAUUGUGAAAGUGACAAGGCCAUGAAGCACUCAAAGAAGAUAGGUUAUUUAUUAUUUUUUUUAACUGUAAAUAAUUAAUAACAGCUAAAUAACAUCUUAAUUGUUUUAUGGACAUGUUUUAUGCAUUUAUUUCUGUUUUAACAGUGCUUGUUAAUUUUUAUUUUUCUAAUUUGUUACAUAUAAAUACUGAUUAUUACAUUGAAUAUUUUUAGACAUUGUUAAUUUGGGUUUUAAAAGAUUAGCUCCAACUCUAAAUCCAUGCAUUUGUCCAUGCUAACCUUUUAGCACAGUUUAUUGAUAGAAACGACUUGCUAAUUUAUGCUAAAAACACUUAGCUCAUACUUUGGAGGACAGGUGGGUUAUUCAUUUUAUGUUGGCUCUCCCUGUACUCAUGCAAACAGUGAAACAAUCCACCAAAAUUGGUUGGGGAGUUUAAGUUUUUGAAAGAUCAGAGCUCAUUUAAUGAUGUCAAUGAAGAUGAGUUUUUUAUUGCAGGGUGGUUUGUCGCUUACUGUCGUGGUUCUGUGGACGAUAUGUAAAUGAGUUAUAAUGAAAUACAACCAAAUAAAAA